Molecule: messenger RNA, 2842 nt
Organism: Cuscuta epithymum
Lineage: Eukaryota; Viridiplantae; Streptophyta; Magnoliopsida; Solanales; Convolvulaceae
Source: the annotation of a GenBank genome assembly
AAUAAAGCCAAUUUAGAUAUUACCAAACGGGCUCUAAAUUACUUCAAUUAAAAUUUAAACAUAUUCGCAAGAUUGUGCGUUCUACAAGAUUUAACUUUUGGACUGAAAUUUGCUGGUCUGGUCUGGUCUGAACUGGUCUGGUAAACAUCUGGUCUCUGUGUAUUUUAUAACUACGGAAGUCAAGUCUGAUCUGGUCUAGUCUAAGACUCAAAACAAUCCAAAAGAAAACAUCCUAAUAAUGAUUACACAUUACAUGUUUUGCAAAGAUUAUUUUAUACGGGGGAAAAUCUGGAGGAUAAUAUGAGAAAAGUUAAAUUUAUAUUGUCUUAUUGAGAGUCUUUGUAAAGUUUACAACCAAAGCAAACUCGAUGAUUCCUGAAAUGAAAAUUUAUUAAAAGUUUAGAUUUAGAUCAAAAAAAUAGAUAUGUAUACUUCCUCCGUUCUUUAAUUCUUGUAACAUUGCGAUUUUUAGACUAUUCACAAAUCUUACUUUGACUACGAUUUUCUACUAAUAUACAUAAAUAAAUUAUUACGUAUAAAAUAUUAUCGAAUUCCUAUCAAUGUGAAUUUCCAAAAUAUCAAAUUUUUAUAAUGUUUAUUAAUACAAAAAUUGUGUUUUAACAAACGUGAAAGUGAAAAUGUUGCAAGAAUUAAAGAACCCAAAAUAAUAUUAUACGUAGUAUAAGCUAAGCUUUUAAAAUGCAUGAGAAGCAAACGUAUAAACACGCUUUUGAUAAUGAUCCAUAGUGGAAUUAGUCAUGGUAAUAUAGUAGUGUGUCAUAUCUGGUCUGUUUUGGUUACCCAUUUAGAAAUCCAACAACCAGUUCGUAUUAAGCUUGUUGCUCGUCUGGACGCAUAUGGUCGAUGCCCAUUACCACCCAAGUAAUUGAGAAAUAGUGUUCAGAUUCAAAUUUCCCGACUAUUUGGAUAACUAUUAGAUUUCCACAUCGAUCGAACUACUGUUUCAGUAUUCCGAUCUCACUGUUACUCAUCCAUUUUAAGGAGCAUUUCUCCCAUCGCAUAUUUGAAACGUGGUAAUAUGUCCCUUUCUUGCUAUUUAAUUUUUGUUGUUGAUUCAGGUGUGGUGUUGCUGCUUGCGCUCCCUAAUUCUGAAGUCUAUUGACUACCCUCCAAAACCUCUAGACAUGUAAAUUUGGAUCUGAUCGAUCACAGUCAGCCUCGUCGGUACUGGUAGUACAGGACGAAUCCAGCAGGACUUCCUUACAACUACACUCAAAAGGGUCGUUAACCUUGCAACUGAAUCCAAAAGGGACCUCCCACCACGCGGACUUGAGCCUGAAUUUCCAUCAUCCCCUUCUUAGCCGCUGAGCGAUUCUGUGAAGGUAGGAAGAAUAAUUGGAAGCAAGACCUCUUCCAUCUCCCCUAAAGUGCCUAGCGGGUUUCGAACCCGAGACCAUACGCUAGGCAAGGUAGCUCAGUUGGUCCAGUGGUGGUAAAUUUGAAACAAUGAUCAAAGAUCGAAACCCGCAACGGCCGUGUGGAUGUUACAAUUCAUGUGUGCUGAACUGAACCUCUGGUGCACACGAGUAUAAGGUCUACCACCAUUGGACCGACUGAGUCACCGUGACUUAUUCCUCCAUCAUUCUAUCGAGUCGGGGUGUGGGGCCUCGUGGGGUGGGAGAUUCCACCUUUUGGAACAACAAUUCAAAGUGCUUUGAUUCUAGAAUUUGAGAAUUUUACCAAACGUAGUUUGGUAAAGCGGGUUUGAGACGUUUACAGUCCACGAUUAGAAUUCCCUUAAACUUACAUUUAGAAUAAAAGCGUCCAUUCGGAAAGAGGUCAUAAACUUCAUAUGGAAAGAUUGACUUUAAGAAUGAUUAGAGUUUGAAUUCAAGUGUGUAGCUGCUAGGUGAGUAGUAGCUCCUAGAGCCACAUGGCUCUAGACUCCAAGGAACAUUAUUGGCAUGUGGGGCUGUCCACAUUCAGCAGUCUAAUUCUCAAUAAAGAUGGAAAGUUACAUGCUAACUCAUGAAGCUCCCUUUUCAGCUUCAACAAUCAGUUGAGAGUUUGUUACUCUAAUUUAUUCUCAAUUAUUAAAGAUAAAAACGUAUACAAAAAAGUAGGGAGAUGGAGUUUUUGCACCGGCAUAGGCCAUCUGAUACCUUUGAGUUGGUAGGUAUAAUUUUAUCGGAUAACAACAAUCGAACGUAGACCAUUGAUAUAGCUAACAUACUUGCAACAAAAAUACAAAGAUAAAUCGAAUAAUUGAACAAAAUAAAUAUCUCUAACAUUUUGAACUCUACUCUUUGGCAUUGGGGUUUCUCUAAAAAUAUGGUCAAUGAUGUGAAUAUCAAUUUAGAUGGGAUUUACUCUUACAGGUUCAAAUGCCCAACAAAGACCUUUCGGCUCUCUAAGAAGGUCUCCAUCGACGGCACAAGCGGGGUUCUUCGAUGGAAGAGAUUGUAAACCAGUACAAACAGAUGACAAUCGACGAGGACAACAAAGGAUUGAUCUUCGACGAUGACGAUGGAGGGGAAACUGUGACGAGCAAAGGCAAGGUAACCGUUCCGGUGAUUGGCAUGAUCGGUUCUCAGGCGAAUUUUCUGGAGGUUGAAAUUCUCUUCUACCAUACUACAACAGCUCUCCCUCCUCCGGAACAACCUCCCUGCGAGGAAGUAAUUUGGGGAAAGUUUUUAUUUUCGUAUUAUUUUUCUUUUCGCAGUGCUUAUUUUUAUUUCAGUUCGAGUAGGUAUGGUCGCGAUAUUUUGAUUUUUGAUGAACUCUUGAUAGACAGUGUUUCAUUUUCGGUCGUUUUAGGCUUCCUCUUGCCCGUUUAGUGUCAAGAGAGUCAGGUUGUUUUGUAUGGGUAGCUGACUCUAAG